This is a messenger RNA of Erigeron canadensis, 1975 nucleotides long. RefSeq names its product pentatricopeptide repeat-containing protein At4g22760. Bases 1 to 1773 code for a protein of 590 amino acids. The transcript has a single exon. The record is from RefSeq and is a predicted model, not a curated record. Lineage: Eukaryota; Viridiplantae; Streptophyta; Magnoliopsida; Asterales; Asteraceae. Gene Ontology annotation, biological process: RNA modification. Gene Ontology annotation, molecular function: RNA binding; protein binding.
AUGAUGUUGGUUUCAAAGAUAACAAGGUGGUUGUUAUUGAAUAAUCAUCAUAAAUUUGUAAAAAAAAGCUGCAAACAAUUGAAGCAGAUUCAUGGGGUCAUACUGGUACAUGGCCUUACUCAUCUUGAAGGACUAAUAAUUCGCAAUCUUACAUUAAUUAUGAAAACCUCAAAUUUUUCUUCUAACAACACACACUAUCUGGAAUUAAUGAUUAAUCAAUUAAAACAACCCUCAGCUGAUAUAGUAUCUAUAAUAUUCGCAAUGCGGUAUUUUUGUAAAUAUAGUAAGUUUCAACAAGCAUUUGAGUUAUAUGUAAAGUUGCAGCAGUAUAUAUCAUCACCAUUUAUAGUUUCAUCUGCUUUGAAAGCAUGUGGGAGGUUAGGUUAUAUAAAUGGUGGGUUUAUGAUACAUGGUCAAGUUUAUAGAUACGGGUUUUUUCCGGGGGAUGUUUAUGUCGAGACUUCCUUGCUCGGGUUUUAUGCGAAAGUUGAUGAUAUGGGGAGUGCGCGGAAGGUGUUUGAUGAAAUGUCUGUGAGAAAUGUGGUGACGUGGAAUACGAUGAUUGAUGGGUAUUUGAGAUGUGGGGAUUUGGAGAUGGCUCAAGGGUUUUUUAGUGGGUUGGUUGAUAAGGAUGUUGUUUCUUGGAAUUCUAUGGUUUCUGGGUAUGCAAGGAGAGGGGAUAUGGAGAAAGCGUUACGUUUGUUUCAAGAAAUGCCGGAGAGGAAUGCGAGUUCUUGGAAUGCUAUGAUUAGUGGUUAUGUGGAGUGUGGGAAGCUGGAUUUGGCGAGGCGUAUUUAUGAUUCGAUGGAUGGAAGAAAUAGUAUAUCUUGUAUUACGAUGAUUGGUGGAUACGCCAAGUGUGGAGAUGUUGAAUCUGCGAGGGAGGUAUUUGGUGAGAUGGGUAAUAAGGAUUAUUUGUUGUAUAACGCAAUGAUUGCGUGUUAUGCUAAGAAUGGCCGGGCUAAAGAAGCACUAUGCUUAUUUGUUGAGAUGGUUCAACCGAAUGUAAACAUUCAACCAGACAAAAUGACAUUAGCUACAGUGAUAUCCGCAUGUUCCCAGCUGGGAGACUUGAGUUUCGGGUCAUGGGUUGAAGAAUUUUACAUGAAACAAAUGGGCAUUACAAUGGAUGAUCAUAUAUGUACAGCCUUAAUUGACUUGUAUGCAAAAUGUGGUUCCAUUGAUAAAGCUUUCAAGUUAUUUCACAAGCUGAACACGAAAGACGUUGUUGCUUAUACAGCUAUGAUCUUGGGCUGCGGCAUCAAUGGAAAAGAACAGAUUGCUAUCAAGUUGUUUAAUGAAAUGAUGGAGUCUAACAUCCGCCCAAACUUGGUCACAUUUUCAGGACUAUUAACAGCGUUAAGUCAUGUUGGUAUGGUCGACGAAAGUUAUCAUUGCUUCAACUCCAUGAAAAGUUAUGGGCUAGUGCCCACACCCGACCACUACAGUCUCAUGGUUGAAAUUCUGGGACGCGCUGGACGGCUAGUGGAAGCACACAACUUGAUAAAGGACAUGCCAAUGCAGCCUCAUGCAGGUGUUUGGGGCGCAUUGCUUCUUGCGUGCAGUACUCAUAACAAUGUCGAGCUGGGUGAAAUUGCAGCCCAACAUUGCUUUAAAUUGGAAGCUGAUUCCAGCGGCUAUGGUUCACUUCUUGCUAAUAUAUAUGCCAGUGUUGGCAGGUGGGAGGAUGCCAAGAGACUAAGAAAGUGUAUACAUGAGAAGGGUUUGGUUAAGGUUCCUGGAAGUAGUUGGAUGGAUAAUUUGCAAGAAUAAUAUACAAGUAUUUGGGUCGGGUCGGGUCAAAUGUAGGCUGGGCCACCACUUAUCUCUUCAUUGUUUCAAAUCUAUGGCCUUAUGGGUUUAAAGUUGUAAACUUGUAAACAUUUAGUGGUUGAUAAGAACAGAAGUAAAGGGUCAAUUUUGUUGGUAGGAUGUAACUUAGAGAGGUUGUAAUUUUGAUGUCCAUAUAAAUGAA